UUAAAUAUCAUUUCAUAUCAGCAAAUGCGUACAAUGAAAAAGCAACAAUUGCUUGAUUUAAUGAGAGAACAUUCGAAUAACUUAUAUAAUAUAUUCCCAUUUGAAAAUGGAGCAUAUAAUUAUAUUGAAAGACCACAAGUUAUCCGAGAACAAAAGUUAGGUGAAAUAUUUCCAUUUCAAGAAGCCAUAUUUGCAGAUUAUAGAGAAUUCCAUAAUACUGUAAGAAAUACUACUUAUAAUAAUGAAAGAGGUAGUAAUAUAGAGAAGUUCUUCGAUAAAAUGAGAAAUAGAGUAAUUAAUGAUAAGAAGGAAACAAACGUUAAAGUGGGUUUCAAUGUAGAAAUAGAAAUGAUUAAACCAGGUACUAAUGAAACUAUCAAUUUCUUUAUACAACUUGAGAAUAGUAGACUAUUACAAGAAGAGGAUAGAGAUGAUUUUUAUACUGAAAAAUGUAGAAAAAUUGAAGAUAGGAUUCAUCGACAAGAACUAAAUGGAUCUGGGUGGUCGUUUAAUAGAAUUAGAAAUAUGAUUAUGACCCAAAAUGUUCAUUGACAAUUUAGAGGUGGAAAUUAUAUUCCUCUUCCAAAAUGGAUUGCAAAUAAGAAGGCCAUUACUAAAUAUUAAGAAUACUGAUGAGAGGAGCAGUAAAUGAUAUCCCAAAAGUAGAGAAAUUAAAUAAUUUAGCUAUCAAUGUAUUCAGUAAUGAUACAAAUUCAAUUAUUCCAGUACAUAUAUCUAAAAAAUCUACAAGUGUUUCAGAAAAUAGAAUUAUUGAUUUAUUCCUGAUUAAAAAUGAAGAUAGAAUGCACUAUUGUUUAGUUAAGAAUAUCAAUUAUCUUAUUGGAAAUGAAAGUAGUAAUCACUCUGGAUUAAACUCUGUAUGUAGGUAUUGUUUUAAUUCAUUCAGAUCCAAAACUAAAUAUGAUAAUCAUUUAGAAAUUAUGUUAAAUUUGAUCAAAGCUUUGAUUCAAGCGUUAAAUCAUGGACUUAAGUUAAAGAAAAUCCAUAGAAUCUUAACGUUCAAAGAAAGUGCUUGGAUGAAAAAAUAUAUUAUGUUAAAUACCAAUCUGAGGAAACAAGCGAAAAAUGAUUUUGAAAAGGAUUUCUUCAAAUUGAUGAAUAAUUCGGUAUUUGGAAAAACUAUGGAAAAUAUUAGAAAUAGAGUCAAUAUUAGAUUAGUCACCGAUGAUGAUAGUGCUUUGAAGUUAAUUAGAAAACCAAAUUUCAAAAAUAGUACUAUCAUAACUGAAGAUUUGUUAAGUGUAGAAUUAACGAAAACUAAGUUGGUAUUUGAUAAGCCAAUAUAUGUAGGUCUAAGUAUUCUAGAUUUAAGUAAAUAUCUAAUGUAUCAGUUUCACUACGAUGUAAUGCAAAAACAUUAUGGAGAUAAAAUCAAAUUAUGUUAUCAGGAUACUGACAGUUUGAUAUAUGAGGUAGAAACCGAGGAUAUUUAUGAAGAUAUGGGUAAUAUGAAAGAGUGGUUUGACUUUAGUGACUAUCCUAAGAAUCAUCCGUUAUAUGAUGAAAGUAAUAAGAAAGUUAUCGGAAAAUUCAAGGAUGAGUUGAACGGUAAAAAUAUGGAUGAAGGAGUGUUCUUAAAGCCUAAACAGUACGAUUUUAAUGUAGAAGGUGCAGAGAAAAAGAAAUCCAAAGGUGUGAAAAAGAACGUUACUAAAACGUUGACUUUAGAUGACUUCAAGCGAUGUCUAUUCCAAAAUGAAGUUAUUAGAAAAACACAAUAUAUGAUUCGAGCUAAGAGUCAUCAAUUUAGCAAAAUAAAGUAGCUCUGAAUGAAGAUGAUGUAGAUGAAUUCAAAAGAUAUAUUUGUAGUGAUAAAUCGAAUACGCUAGCACAUGGUCAUUAUAAAAUUUA
This is a messenger RNA of Caenorhabditis elegans, 1872 nucleotides long. The record is from the annotation of a RefSeq genome assembly. Lineage: Eukaryota; Metazoa; Nematoda; Chromadorea; Rhabditida; Rhabditidae.